GGAACAUUUAAAUUUUCCAACCGUUUGAAGCCAUAGACAAAGUGUUGGUGCUCUGUAUUUGAAGCUGAAUGCGUCGUCGCUCGUUGCCUCGUUGUUACUCAGAAAUACUCGUAAUACUGGAUGGGUGGCUGCUUUUGGAUGCUUUGUUUUAUUGACUGAUAUCGCGACAGUGGAGUAUUUUUUUCUUUAUAUACAAUUAAUUAACAUCUCAAUUUCAUUAGUUCAUGUUUCAUAUUGUCGCUUUCAAGAACUAGAAUGAAUAAUACAAAAGAUAAAAUUAUCCCUGUGAAAGUUUAUGUUAGGGUGAGGCCUUUAAAUGAUGCAGAAGUGUCUCGUGCUUCUCGAAUUAUAGUGGACUGCCCUUCAAAUAGCAGAGAAGUUGUUGUAAACGAACGACCCAAUGAUAAAAUAACUAGGAAGUUCACAUUUGAUAAGGUGUUUGGUCCUAAUUCUAAACAG
Molecule: messenger RNA, 459 nt
Organism: Gryllus bimaculatus (two-spotted cricket)
Lineage: Eukaryota; Metazoa; Arthropoda; Insecta; Orthoptera; Gryllidae
Source: the annotation of a GenBank genome assembly